AUGGAGAUGAACAAGGAGCAGGCUAAACGGUGCAUCGAGUUGGCAACUUUUGCCCUGAAAAUGGGUAAUUUAGAGAAAGCGGAAAAGUUUUUGAAAAAAUCCCAAAAUCUGUACCCGUUGGCUGAGGCGAAAGAACUGCUGAAGCAGAUGAGGGCGGCCGGAUAUAAACCUAGCACAGGAACUGCGACUGGUGCCGGUGGGACAGCGAAUGGUGCAUCUGCCGCCCGCAAACGUCCGGUCAAUCGGGAGGACGAAAACCCGGCGGAACCAAAGCUGAACGUUGAUUACACCCAGGAACAAGCGGACGCGGUUAAGCGCGUCCAGAAGAGUAAAGACUUUUACGAAGUGUUGAAAGUGUCGAAGGAAGCUACUGAUUCCGAGAUAAGGAAAUGCUACAAGAAGCACGCAUUGCAGCUGCAUCCGGACAAAAACAAAGCACCAGGCGCGAUGGAAGCGUUCAAAUCGCUCGGCAACGCGGUAGAAACGUUAACCGAUCCGCAAAAACGGAAAGCGUAUGAUCUGUACCGUAUCACUGGGAGCGGAUCGUCGGGCACGCGGACGCGAACACCGAACGGUGGCUACACUUACGGUCAGAACAGGUUCAACUUCCAGUCCGACUUCGACACGGGUAUGGACCCGAACAAUCUGUUCAACAUGUUCUUCGGAGGUGGUUUCCCGCAGCAGCAGCAACAGCAUCAGCAGCACCAUUACUAUCGUACUCGUACCGGGCGUACCUCACAGUAUGACGACCGGAACGUUAGUCAACCGAGUCUUAUUUUUGGCAUGAUCUUGUGUUUUAUCGUCAUUUCGCUUAUGUCGACUUUCUUCGCCUCCGAUCCGGUGUACAGUUUGCAGCAGACGGGAAAAUUUUCGGUCGAACGGCGUACACUCAAUCUGAAGAUACCGUACUACGUGAAGAACAAUUUCCUAAGCGAAUAUCAGGGCACUUUGGCGCGGCUCGAGCACUCGGUUGAGGAAGAGUAUGUGACGUACAUGAAGCGAGCCUGUAGCAACGAACGGACGUAUCGGGAUGCAAUGAUCGGCCGGGCAAAGAGCUUUGGCAGCCGGGCACAGUUUCAGCAGGCACAGCAGCUUAAGAUGCCGUCGUGUGAGGCACUAUAUCGUUUGGGCAUCGGUGUGGUACAGUACUAA
Molecule: messenger RNA, 1152 nt
Organism: Anopheles marshallii
Lineage: Eukaryota; Metazoa; Arthropoda; Insecta; Diptera; Culicidae
Product: dnaJ homolog subfamily B member 14-like
Exons: 1
Coding region: 1-1152 (383 amino acids)
Biological process (GO): cellular response to misfolded protein
Cellular component (GO): endoplasmic reticulum membrane
Molecular function (GO): Hsp70 protein binding
Source: RefSeq, a predicted model, not a curated record